Cynoglossus semilaevis (tongue sole) is the source of this 2640-nucleotide messenger RNA. RefSeq names its product cilia and flagella associated protein 97 (gene cfap97). The record is from RefSeq and is a predicted model, not a curated record. The coding region runs from base 783 to 2135 and encodes 450 amino acids. Gene Ontology annotation, biological process: spermatogenesis. The transcript is spliced from 5 exons. NCBI's taxonomy places the organism in Eukaryota, Metazoa, Chordata, Actinopteri, Pleuronectiformes, Cynoglossidae.
AAAUAUAUGUCUGAAAACAACUUUGAUACAUCUGAAGAUUCCAGUCUUAGAUCUGACACAUAAAUUAAUUGAAAAGUAAGUCAAACUUUCAUCAAACUUUUUGACCGUUGAAUUUACUGGCUGGGCUGAGCCAGUAAAUUCAAUUGCAGUGACCAGACAAAGGUUCAAGUGAUCUAUCCCUCUAAGAAUAAUUGUUUAUUUCACUAUUGUAUGUGUCAGUUCUACGUCUAACUAUGUUGUUAAGAGACGCCCAUGACUAAUUGUAAUUUCAGGGGACGCGUCUCCAGAUAAUCCCUCUCCGUGCUAAUGAAGAUGCACUUGAGGAAUUACUUACUUUGGUAUAAAUGAAACCUCCAGUGGAAAAACUUUACUCCAUCAUUUUACAUACUCUGUUAAUUAAAAUAUAAAUUAUCUUUACAAAUUAAAUUAGGGAUAAAUAUAAAAUAAUUAAUUAUAUUAAAUGAAUGUAUUCUCAGGAGCAGUGUUUGUGUUAAAAGUAACUAAUAGAAAUGACAUCCAAAUACAUUUCUGCAAUAUUUACAACUGAACGGUGUAUUAAAAAUACGACUAAUAAACAAUACGACAAAAUGACAUUUCAGUUUCUAACAGCAGAGGUCAGUACUGAGCGUAAUAUCUGCCUGCAUCACGAGGAAAGAAGAAGACCCGGCGGUUACUAGGCAUCAUUAUCAUCAUCAUCACAUUGACCUGCCCACUGCAUCCAGCUGUAGCAGGCUGUAACGAAAACAUUGCAGUUCAGGGUGAUUGGCUGAGAACAGUCAGUCAUGUUUAACCCCAGUGAACUAGAAGGUGAAGUGGAUCACUCGUUUUUUGACAGUGAAGAUGAUGGUGAUAGUGGCCUCAGCAGAGAUACUGGUAAAGAGAGUCUUCCUGAGAGGCUUCAAGAAAAACAGAUGGAAAAUACCAAGGCUGUAGUUUCCCCAGGGUCUGACGUUACCAGAAAACAGCCCAAACUAGUAAACAGCUAUUACUCAAAAGACGAGGACAGAAACCGAGCGUUCAGUUUACCGAUUGUGCCUGCAGUGUCCAACAAAGUCACCAAUAGCAGCAGUGAUAGUGAAGAAGACUGCAAUCUGCCACCUAAAAGACAAAACAGGACAUUCAUGGCUCUGCUGGCUGAGGCCACUGAGGUACGAGACAAGGAUAUAUAUGUGACAGACGAAGAAUCUUCAUCAUCCAGUGCCAAACAUCCAGGUUCAAAACUGAAGAAGAAACAGUCACCUAAGAAACUAAUGAGAAAUCGGCAUGUCCAGAGUUCAUCCCCUACGUCCACGUCGAGUGAGGAUGCAGACUCGGAAAGCUGCUCUAGCAGUUACAGUGGGAGAAGCUCUUCAAAUUCCCCCACAAUUCCCAAAUCCAAGAAAUUAUCACCCGGAGGAAGGAAGGUCAGACUGGGAUCAGCAGAGUCUCGAGAUUACGCGAAGGAGUCAGAAUCAAUGACAGAUGUGAGUCCUCUCUCCUCACCUGACAUCAGCCCUGAGCAGUCUUUGGACCUGAACCACAGAGAAGAAGUCGACACAAGCCUGAAAGAAGAGCAGCAGCCGAGGGAGGAGGGGAGUGUGCCCUCCAGUGGCCUCAGUGAGAUACAUCCAGAUGACAACUCAGUUCAGGACGUGGAUAGGUAUUCUUUUACUUCAGAGAGCCAGCUCGGAGGCAAACUGGUGUUUCACCCCCACGGAGGGAAAAACAGGAAGAACUAUUCAUUCAGAAAUGACGAAGUCCGACGUAUAGAUCACGAGAACCAGCGACUGCUCCGGGCCCUGUCUCGCCUUUCUUCAGGCUCCAGACCCAACAGUGCAGCAGGAAGAAAAACACCAAAAACCAGCUGCUCACCAGUUAUACGGCCCAGUUCCAGUGCACUCAACAGACAGCGAGAACAGAAACGCAUCGAGAGGGAGAAUCUGGCGUUGCUGAGGAGACUUGAGUCUGCAAAGCCUACGCAGGGUAUGAGGCGUUCGGAGCAACUGGCAGACUACCAUCGUCAUGUUGGCUAUAUAGAAGGCAGUAAAAGCCCAAGCCCCAGGUGUUCCACUCAGCACAGCUCCAGACCAGAGGUGACCAUCACACCAGUGCAAAGGUCAAAACAUCUGAGUGCAGCUCGACCAGCCUGGUGCUGAGAACCUCACUCUCUCCAUCCAUUUCAGUCAAUUCUGUCGGUACUGUAGACGACUGUAGACGGUACUGUGGAGCUUUACCUGGGUUUUCAUGUGUCAGUUUCAGAAGAUUCCAAUCAAUUGCAGCAGAUUUUCAAUAUCUUUGUCGACAUGUUAAUCAGUGUAUAUGGAGUUGAUAUGCCUCUGCUUCCAUAAGUGACGCUCUGCACUGGAAAUUGUAGUCAAAUUCAGCUGUUGCCUCUCAGUAGCCAGUGGUCUGCUGUUCUGUUUUAGGAAGUGAUGCCUUUAUUUCAGCAGCUGCUUUGACACAGCUUGUGAGAUGUCAACUGAUUUAUUUAUAUUGUAAUAUCAAAUGUGACCCUGCUUAAAUUGCUUUGUUUUACAUUGUACAGGUGAGAUGUUGCGCUUUAAGACUUUGUGUUUAUAGAGAUUACAAUAACUAUUUGUAAAGUGAUAUAUUUUAUAUUGUUGUCGACAAAUAAAGCUGCUUUUGCCUAAGCAAAGGAAA